AUGAUAUUGGACUAUCCAUUUAUAUAGAAGUAUCAAAAUCUAGAAAAAUACUUUAGAAAUGAGAUUGAUAGGUAUAACAAGGAGUAGCCCAAUCCAAAAUUACCAGAUAAUAUUUCUACUGUAAUGACUAUAUAGUCAAAUCUAUAAUUAUCUAUCUCAUUAUUGAACUAGACUCUAUUUAUCAGCAGGAGUUUAAACUUACAUAACAAAUUAUGAGUAUGUUCUAUUUCAAAUUUUUCUAAUCCAUUAGUUGAAAAUGGGAGUUGA
Paramecium octaurelia is the source of this 267-nucleotide messenger RNA. The record is from the annotation of a GenBank genome assembly. Lineage: Eukaryota; Ciliophora; Oligohymenophorea; Peniculida; Parameciidae.